Molecule: messenger RNA, 1454 nt
Organism: Vitis vinifera (wine grape)
Lineage: Eukaryota; Viridiplantae; Streptophyta; Magnoliopsida; Vitales; Vitaceae
Product: NADH kinase
Exons: 5
Coding region: 147-1256 (369 amino acids)
Biological process (GO): NADP+ biosynthetic process; NAD+ metabolic process
Molecular function (GO): NAD+ kinase activity
Source: RefSeq, a predicted model, not a curated record
UUGUACCAUUUUAUUCCUAAUCUUAUGGAAUGAUGUAGAUUUUGUCAAACAGAUGGUCCAAAUUAUUUUCCAAUAAAUACAUAUGUAUACUCCAGAAGCAUGAAAGGGAGGGAAACUUGUAUUGAAUAUUUGGCAUUUUCUGAAAGAUGGCGAAAAGGCGAUUGCUGCUGAUGUUGAAAUCCUUGGAUAUACACCCAUAUUCCCAGUUGGACCUCCUCUCCCGCACCACCACACCACGGGUACUCUUCUUCUUCUUCGUUUUCAUUCGAUACCCACCAAAAAUUUGGAAAUUUUUGGCUGAAUGUGCACUUCUCCUUCCUGGGGUUUUCUCGUUUUGGUCUCUUAAUGCCCUUUUUCAUCCGAUCAAAACUCAACGCUUUGGUCGUUUUUUUGUCGUUCCGGUUUUGGGUUAUCUGGAGAACAGGCGAAAGGUUCACGAGGAUGCCAUAAACUUUUGUCAGGAUGUUUUGCGGAAAAAGGUGGUUGAUUGGCAAGCCAUUUGUGGUAACAAUCUAUCACAAGAUUCACAACCAAUUCAUAAUGUGGAUUUGGUUGUUACCAUUGGUGGCGAUGGGACUCUUUUGCAGGCCAGCCAUUUCAUGGACGAUUCUAUUCCUGUCCUGGGGGUGAAUUCAGACCCCACUCAAGUCCAAGAGGUUGAAGAGUUCAGUGAAGAAUUCGAUGCUUCUAGAAGCACUGGUCAUCUAUGUGCUGCAACAAUUGGGAACUUCGAACAAGUGCUAGAUGACAUUCUUGACGACCGAAGAACCCCUUCCAAUUUAUCAAGAAUGUCAAUAUGUCUGAAUUCGCAACUGCUGCCAACCUAUGCUCUUAAUGAUGCUUUACUUGCACACCCUUGUCCAGCAACAGUUUCUCGGUGCUCAUUCAAAAUUAAGAGGGAAGGCCACCCCUGUUCUCCUCUAGUGCACUGUCGAUCAAGUGGUCUUAGAGUCUCAACGGCUGCUGGAUCUACAGCUGCAAUGCUCUCUGCAGGCGGAUUUGCAAUGCCCAUUUUGUCUCAGGAUCUUCAGUACAUGGUACGAGAACCCAUUUCACCUGGAGCAGCCUACUCAAGCUUAAUGCAUGGAUUACUAAAACCUGAUCAGUCUAUGGUUGCAUCAUGGUUUAGUAAAGAUGGUGUAAUAUAUAUUGAUGGUUCUGAUGUUUCCUACUCCAUCAAAUAUGGGGAUACUAUUGAAAUGUCUUCCAAAGCCCCGGUUUUGAAAGUUUUCCUGCCUCACCACUUGUUAUCAUAGAGUAGAUGUGCAGAACAGAAUAAAGAAAUGUUGGUGUGAGCAGUGUGUGAAAUGUACAUAUGAGGAGCUCUCAUAAAUAUACAAAUGACAGCAUACUAGAGGUUACUUCCUGUUCCUACUGCUUUUCCUUUAUUUUUUUGGCCCCUUGUUAUCAGGAGAGCGUCUAAAUUAUAAUGUGAAUAUGGUUUUUCUUCUCAA